AGUAUCUACUGAAGCAGUAACCCUGCGUACGCAAAAAGUACCGGCUAAAAACCAUCAAGAGCACACUAGCCCCUUGAAACUUUGAAUCAAAGAAGUCGAAGAGGACCGACAAACACAUUGCUAUAAAUCAAGCCCCCGCCCUGAACCUGAUUACUACACUUAAGACAAGACUACCGCAUCGACGACUAAGCGACUCUUGCUGCACCAGGAUCCUUAAAUCAUAUUCAAAAAUGUAUCGCUUGUCUCUCUUGGCGAAGGCCUUUCUCGCGCUGCGCGUCGCUACAUGCGGAUCACGGGUUGCGGGAGUCGUGCAGCAGGCGCGCAAAUCCAAGAGUGGCAACCGCCGUGGAAGUCGGGAGACCCUUGGGGGCGCUUCUCACAGCAUGGCAACCGACGUCGAUGGCGACAAGUACGCGUUUCUUGAAGAAGCUGCUGGACAAGAUUCUGAAACAGUUGACCCGCCGUCGCAAGAGGAGCUGGAGUGGAUUGAGAUGUAUGACAUCAUCGGGGCUGAAUUGGCAAGCGAUCGCUUUUCCCCGGAGAGCAAAAAGUUGCUGGAAAAGGCACUAAAUAGGUUGGACACAGCAUUCAAUCAGGUUGCAAACGCUCCGGAAGAAAUGAGAGAGAUUACGAUUGCCAAUGGCAAAGAUUACAUCGCAAUCGUCAAGGCAGCGUGGACAGAAAUCGAAGGCGCUCUGCAGGAUCCUGACAAUCUGCAGGAUCCGGACGACUUGACUUACCCAACUGGCGUCCUCAAAGACCGGUUCGUGACCGCUUUCUGGAAUAAAGUGCGGUAUAUAUAAAAUUAGCAAUUCAUGAUGAUGAUGAUGAUGAUGAUGAUGAUGAUGAUGAUGAUGAUGAUGAUGAGAGCGAGCAAGGACCUAGUAAGGUGAUGACGUCCUACGCCAAGAAUGACAACACUAAAACACGAGCCACGAACAUCUGGCCCCUGAUUAUGCUCGUGAGUAGCCUCGCAGUAAGUAUGUCAGAAGCUUCACUGAUAGGGUGAAUGUAUAUACAACAGCUUAUUGGGUCUGGCUCCAAGAAGAUCCGCAGACAGUUUUCCAGGUCGUUGAGACGUUCUUCUGCGGAAAUUCGGGCAAGGAAGAGGUGAAAGUAGAGGGGGUGUCUGGUUCCAGCGGGAAUCUGGUGGAACGUUUUUGGUCAGAUAAAGGGAGCCAGCCCCCGGACACAGGAAAGAAAUUGAGAACAAUGCACGCACAGCUACGAGGUUCUCGGAAAAUCUUAACACGAGAAUUAGCGCACUAGGAUAAGCUGAAGCGUUUGAUUGUUAUGUCGGGCUCUCACACGGAUUCGCGUUGUUAGCAUGAGAGAUUUCGCAAGUUUUCUUUCGUGUUAUAGUAUAAGGCCGUGCAUAGUAGAAUGAUUGAUUUUUUUUUUGGAACACUCUUGCUUGGUUAGAGCACUUUGCUUGGGAAUCUUUUGAAACACUCUUGCUUAGUCAGAUACAUAGCGGGAGUCUGCCCUCGGACACAGAAGAGAAAACUAAUAACAAUGUGCGCACAGCCCCGAGCUUCUCGACAAAUCUCAGGGCGAGAACUAUGCCACUGAGUACGCUCUGAAUUAAAAAGAGCACGCGUGGCUGAUUGACCUCCGCGUGCGUUUUUUAAAAGAACGCGUUUUUUAGAAGAACGCACAUGGCUGAUUGACG
This is a messenger RNA of Amoebophrya sp. A120, 1672 nucleotides long. Lineage: Eukaryota; Dinophyceae; Syndiniales; Amoebophryaceae. The record is from the annotation of a GenBank genome assembly.